AUGAAGAGAAACAUGAUAGAAAAUGUACCUCUUGACGUCAUAGUUGAGAUCUUGAUACGCCUCCCCGCAAGGACUCUCCUGCGAUUCAAACGAGUCUGCAAUUCAUGGCGCUCUCUAAUCUCCGACCCUUUUUUCAUCGACUUCCACCUAAAAUUCUCGUCUUCAACUCCUGAUACACUCAUAAUGAAGAAGAACAGGAAGAGAAAGAAAAAGAAGAACAUCAAUGGGAUCGAAGAGUCAUUUUUCUUCGCCGCAAAUCCCAGUUGGAGAGAAAAAUUCUGCUUCCUCUGCAACCACGGACCCUCCCAAAUCGACUUCCCUUCCCGCGAGGCGAACUCUUCCGUAUCGUUCCAACUGGUAUCCUCCUGCAAUGGCCUCGUCUCUUUGUGGUACCCAGCUGACCUCCACCAGCCCGUAUCCCUCUGGAACCCUUCCACCAUGGAAACCCAUAUCCUCCCCUUCUCCGGCGUUGCCAAUUUCUGCCCCGUCCAGGUUGGCUUCGGCUUCCACCGGUUGGCUGCCGGCCCCGGCGAUUACAAAGUGGUGAUAAUCUCCUUGUCCAACGAAUUAAACCCCUUGGUGAAAUUCAAUACCCUAGUUUACAGCCUGAGGAUGGAUUCAUGGAAACAGAUCGAUAACAGCAAUUUGCCUCAAAAUAUGGUUCCGGGUUAUUACAGCGAGCAAGUUUGGCUCAACGGGUCCGUUCAUUGGCUCACCAACCACAGCGGCGACCGGGGCCGCUACGUCUCUGUAUUGUCGUUUAACAUGGCGGACGAAACGUUUCGGGAGAUGAGUCUGCCGCAGAACAUCUUUUCCAAGGAGAAGCUGAUGGGGGCUGCGGAGGGACGCCUCUGCGUUGUAGCUUACAACUUCUAUGCGACGAAGGAUGUUGAGGUGUGGGUCAUGAAAGAGUACGGCGUGGGCGAGUUCUGGACUAAACUGUUCGUGAUUUCACCGCCGGAGAGAUGGGGGGCGGACGGGAAUGUUCUGAGGCCGGUGGGAGUGACGAGAAGCGGGCAGGUGGUGCUGAAGCGGAGGAAGAAGGGGAGAUUGGUAUUGAUUUCAUACGAUCCGAAGAGGAAGGUGUUCGAGGGUUUUGGGAAUUGGGUUUUUGGAAGUGAUACGGCUGAGAGCAUAGAGAGUUUGGUCAGCGUCACGGCGAGUCUGGUUUCGGUUGCUCCUGGUAGUUUAUAUAGUUAA
Messenger RNA from Malania oleifera, 1200 nucleotides. Its product is annotated as F-box/kelch-repeat protein At3g23880-like. Lineage: Eukaryota; Viridiplantae; Streptophyta; Magnoliopsida; Santalales; Ximeniaceae. Gene Ontology annotation, molecular function: protein binding. The coding region runs from base 1 to 1200 and encodes 399 amino acids. The record is from RefSeq and is a predicted model, not a curated record. The transcript has 2 exons.